ACUUACGUAAAUUAAAACUAAAAUUUAUAUAAAAUGUAAAAAUAAAAUUAUUGAUUCCUGCACUCAUUACAAAUAAUCAAUCAGUGAUUAAUGGUGUGUCAAUUAGCUAUAAUUAAUUUUCGGUUUAUUUACGCCAAUUAAAAUUCCUUUCUCUCAUUGUCUCGACUUAAAAUUAAUGUUCGCCAGUCUCAAGAAAUGCGGCGCGCUCUUGAAUGUUUUACGGUGUCAAUUAAAAAGCGUAAUAAACUGCGGUGUGAGCAUGAUAAAAAAGGCGCCUAAUUAAAUCGAACCUCCGCCGUACCAAAAAAUUGUUUUUAUUUGCGAUCAGCGUCGUAUAAAAAGUAAUAAAAGCUGAAAAAUAACCGUGGAUAAUGUGAAUAUCUUUGUGGGUGGCAGGACGAAGAAAAACCAAUAUAAAAUAUCUUGUGUUGUUUAUUGCUGUGAACGAGGCUCGAGGGAUAAAGCAUGGAGGGUGAUAAUUUUACGUGGACGUCGGAUUUGAAUGUGACGGAACUGUACGAUUUGUACCAGACCAUGAUGGAAGCAAACGUGACGGAAUUUACGAAGAAAACUAAUUUACCGCUCUGGUACGAGACGGGCAGGGUGCAGAUACCAUUGUAUGCGAUUAUAUUUUUAUUGGCUGUUAUUGGAAAUACUUUGGUUAUCGUUACAUUGGUGCAGAACCAGCGAAUGAGGACGAUAACAAACUUGUUCCUACUGAAUUUGGCCGUCUCCGACCUGCUGCUAGGUGUGCUCUGCAUGCCGUUCACGCUCAUCGGCGCCCCGUUGCUGCGCGAGGACUUUGUUCCUCGGUGUAGUUAUGCAAACUCUGCCUUUUAA
Molecule: messenger RNA, 840 nt
Organism: Dalotia coriaria
Lineage: Eukaryota; Metazoa; Arthropoda; Insecta; Coleoptera; Staphylinidae
Product: cholecystokinin receptor type A-like
Exons: 2
Coding region: 466-840 (124 amino acids)
Biological process (GO): neuropeptide signaling pathway
Cellular component (GO): plasma membrane
Molecular function (GO): neuropeptide receptor activity
Source: RefSeq, a predicted model, not a curated record